CAUUCUGGUGUGACACUGUCUACGGUUUCUGGAAACAGAAUUCUUUUUCUGAACAGAAUUAUUAACUGUCUCCGCGUGCUCUGUUGAGCAUGUUUGAUCCAGAUGUGUCGAGCUUAAUGAUUUGGUUGAACAAGCAGGUUUCCGCCGAAAUCCUGCGACACUGGAGGAAAGCAUGACCGAGCAAAGGUUGCUGUUUAUAGACAUUGAAGCGGAAUCAAAAAGCCCCUCAGCUUUUGAAGGUGGUGCCAAGAAACCCCUUUGGACUCACAGUGACAAUUCUUUUAGAUUUGACUUCUCUUCUGACAGCUUCUCAGUGCCUCGGGAGAAAGCAUCUCCAUCUGACUGGACUGAGGCAGCAACAAGCCAGAUAUCAUUCACUGGGCAGAGCUCUGCUUUUGCGUUCAACUUUCAGAUCCCUACUACCACACCUGCAGAGGACAUGGAUACAACAGAAACACCGGACACUUGUUCAUCACGUAGUCAACAGUGUGUCCAGGAGGAAGAAGCUUCCCUUGCGCUAGAGGUUAUUGCUCCACCUGAACCGUCAGAGCAAUCCAAGACUAAGAAGAAGAAGAAAUCUGGAAAGAAGAAACCUGAGUCUGAGACGCAGCAAAAGCCAGCUGAGGGUAGUCAGGGAGAAAAACAGCUGACUGUAGAAGAGCAGCUGAACAGGCAGCUGGACUGGUGUAUUGAGCAGCUGGAACUAGGACUGAAGACCCAGAAGGGAACACCAAAACAGAAGGAGGAGGCCUCACGUUCUCUGAAGACUCUGCGCAGUUCCAAAGCUCCUCUGGCCAAGAAGAGGCAGGUGAUGAGAGCCAUGACUGGAGACUACAGGAAAAAAAUGGAAGAUGAGAAGAGCAAGCAGUUCAAACUCAUUCAGAGUGAGAUUGCAUCAGCUCAGGUCAAAGUUGUUUCUGAUUCCCCAAAGAAGUCAAUUUUCCACCGGAGAGCUGAAGUCAAAACCCAGCCACCAGCCACAGAAGGAAACCUGCAGGAAACCAAAGCUCAGGAUAACACAAAGCCAAAACUACAGACUCAUGAACAGACAUCAGAUUUUGUCUUUGUUCCAUCAAAGGAGGAGUUUUGCUUCAAUUUCUUUUGAUCUGACUUGAAAGAAAACUUGUCAAAAAGCUCUAAGCUGGGAAUAAAUAUCACUUCCUCUGCA
Melanotaenia boesemani (Boeseman's rainbowfish) is the source of this 1168-nucleotide messenger RNA. RefSeq names its product chromosome 21 C8orf33 homolog (gene c21h8orf33). Lineage: Eukaryota; Metazoa; Chordata; Actinopteri; Atheriniformes; Melanotaeniidae. Bases 173 to 1105 code for a protein of 310 amino acids. The transcript has 5 exons. The record is from RefSeq and is a predicted model, not a curated record.